Molecule: messenger RNA, 1158 nt
Organism: Echinops telfairi (small Madagascar hedgehog)
Lineage: Eukaryota; Metazoa; Chordata; Mammalia; Afrosoricida; Tenrecidae
Product: olfactory receptor 1440-like
Exons: 5
Coding region: 1-1158 (385 amino acids)
Biological process (GO): G protein-coupled receptor signaling pathway
Cellular component (GO): membrane
Molecular function (GO): G protein-coupled receptor activity; olfactory receptor activity
Source: RefSeq, a predicted model, not a curated record
AUGAAGUCCAAAGUUUUCACCACCAUGAAAUCUCAUCUUUUCCCCUGUGAAAAGUUUCAGUUGGCAAAUUACUUUCCAGAGAUCAUUAUAUUUGUNAUAUUCCUGGGAAUCUAUCUCAUCACAGUGUCCUGGAACGUGGCUCUUAUUACCCUCAUCAGAAUGGAUUCCCAUCUACACACACCCAUGUACUUUUUCCUCAGUAACUUGUCCUUUCUAGACAUCUGCUAUAUUUCCACUAUAUCCCCCAGGAUGCUCUCAGACUUCUUCCAGAAGCAUAAAUCCAUCUCCUUUGUGGGGUGCACCGUCCAGUACUUUUUCUUCUCUAGCCUGGGUCUGACUGAGUGCUGUCUCCUGGCAGCUAUGGCCUAUGAUCGAUAUGCUGCCAUUUGCAACCCUCUACUCUACACAGCCAUCAUGUCCCCCACCCUCUGCAUGCAAAUGGUAGCAGGAGCUGGCGUAACUGGAUUCUUUGGCUCAUUUAUCCAAUUAUGUGCCUUACUUCAACUCCAUUUCUGUGGGCCAAAUGUCAUCAAUCAUUUCUUCUGUGACCUGCCCCAAUUGCUGCUACUGUCCUGCACUGACACUUUCUUCUUCCAAGUCAUGACCUCUGUGCUGACAGUCAUCUAUGGACUGACUUCUGUCCUGGUUAUCAUGAUAUCCUAUGGUUAUAUUGUUGCCACCAUUCUGAAGAUCACAUCAGCUGAAGGCAGGUUCAAGGCUUUCAACACCUGUGCUUCUCACGUAACAGCAGUGACCCUGUUCUUUGGCUCAGGGAUCUUUGUUUAUAUGUAUCCGAACUCUGGUGAUUCUUUGAGCCAAAACAAGUUGGCGUCAGUCUUAUAUACUAUUAUAAUCCCCAUGUUAAAUCCGCUGAUUUACAGCCUCAGGAACAAAGAAAUCAAAGACGCCUUAAAAAAAGCUUUGAAAGUCAAAGAUCCUGAAAAGAUUAAUUACAUCAGCCGUGGUGAUGUUCUCCCCAGUUUCAGACUUAAGAGAAACUCUAAGAAUGUAGACAAGAUGUCCAGAUCUGGGAUUCUGAGGAGUGGGUAUGAUAUUUUCAGCUGCCAGACAGAGAUCCUGGUUCUGGCAGAAGAGAAGCUGGUGGUGUAUGGAUGUAGUAGGGAAAUCAGCAGAUUUUCUCAACUGAAUGCAAAUUGA